AUGAAAAUAAUCUUCAUGUUACUUGAACAGAAUAUCAUGUCAUUUGUGACAGAAGAGUUGAAGAGGUUCAAGACAGUGCUGAGUUCAGAUCUCCCAGAAGGCUUUGAGAGGGAGGAUGAGGAAGGUGUGGACCCUGAAGAUGAGAAGCAGGAGAGCAGUGCCAAAGAGGGGGUUCUGAAGAUCACACUUCAUGUCCUGAGGAACAUGAACCAGAAGGAUCUUGCUGACACACUGGAGAAAAAUGAGCUUGCUAUGAUUUGCCAACAUGAUCUCAAAUCUAACCUGAAGAAGAAGUUUCAGUGUGUUUUUGAGGGUAUCGCUGAACAAGGGAACCCAACACUUCUCAAUAAGAUCUACACAGAGCUCUACAUCACAGAGGGUGGAAAGAGAGAAGUCAAUAAUGAACAUGAGGUGAGACAGAUUGAGCGAGCAACUAGGAAAAAUUCAAGACCAGAGACAGCAAUCAAAUGUAAUGACAUCUUCAAACCCAUACCUGGACACGACAAACAUAUCAGAACUGUGCUGACAAAGGGAGUCGCUGGAAUUGGAAAAACAGUCUCUGUGCAAAAGUUCCUUCUGGAUUGGGCUGGACAAAAAGCCAAUCAGGAUGUCCAAUUUGUAUUUUCCCUCCCUUUUAGGGAGUUGAAUUUGAUGAAAGGGGAAAAACUCAGUUUGAUUCAACUCAUCAAUCAUUUCUCAAUCGAAACCACAAAAGCAAGAAUCUCUAACUACAGCGAAUACAAAGUUCUGUUCAUCUUUGAUGGUCUGGAUGAGUGCCGACUGCCCCUUGACUUCAAGAACAACAAGAGCUGUUGUGAUGUGACAGAGUCAACCUCAGUGGAUGUGCUGCUGACAAACCUCAUCAAGGGAAAUCUGCUUCCCUCUGCUCUCCUCUGGAUAACUACCAGACCUGCAGCAGCCAAUCAGAUCCCUUCUUGGUGUGUUGACCAGGUGACAGAGGUGAGAGGGUUCAAUGACCUACAGAAAGAGGAGUACUUCAGGAAGAGAUUCAGUGAUGAGGACCUGGCCAGCAGAAUCAUCUCACACAUAAAGACAUCAAGGAGCCUCCACAUCAUGUGUCACAUACCAGUCUUCUGUUGGAUCGUUGCUACAAUCCUUGAGCACAUGUUGACUACAGAUGAUAAAGUAGAGCUGCCCAAGACCCUAACAGACAUGUACUCACACUUCCUUGUGUUUCAGUCCACACACAGAAAUGUAAAGUAUGAUGGGAAAAAAGAGACAGAUCCACACUGGAAUAAAGAGAGCAUUCUGACACUGGGAAAACUGGCUUUUAACCAGCUACAGAAAGGCAAUCUGAUCUUCUAUGAAGAUGACCUGAAAGAAUGUGGCAUUGAUAUUAGUGAAGCAUUAGUGUACUCAGGAGUCUGUACACAGAUCUUUAAAGAGGAAUGUGGGCUGAACCAAUACAAGGUGUUCUGCUUUGUCCAUCUGAGCAUUCAGGAGUUUCUAGCUGCUGUAUAUGUGUUUCUCUCAUUCAUCAAUAACAAUGAAAAUCUAAUGGAUGAACAAAAAUCAACCGACAGGAACGUUUCAAUGUGGUUCGGAGAACAAGUCACAUUCUACAAGACUGCUGUGGAUAAAGCCUUACAGAGUAAGACAGGACACCUGGACCUUUUCCUCCGCUUCCUUCUGGGUCUCUCACUGGAGUCAAAUCAGAAGCAUUUAGGAGGUCUACUGACAAAGACCAGAAGCAGCUCACAGAGCCAUGAAAAAACAGUGAAGUACAUCAAGGAGAAGAUCAGGAAGAAUCCCUCUUCAGAGAGGUGCAUCAAUCUGUUCCACUGUCUGAAUGAACUGAAUGACCAUUCUCUAGUGGAGGAGAUCCAAAGAUACCUGAGUUCAGGAAGUCUCUCCAGAGAAGAACUGUCAUCUGCACAGUGGUCAGCUCUGGUCUUUGUGUUACUGACUUCAGAAGAGGAGAUUGAUGUGUUUGACCUGAAUAAAUACUCCACAUCAGAGAAAGGUCUUCUGGAGUUGUUGCCAGUGAUCAAAACCUGCAGAGCUGCUCUGUUGUCAGGCUGUCUGGUCACAGAGGAAGGCUUUGCUUCUCUGGUCUCAGCUCUGAAGUCAAACCCCUCACACCUGAAAGAACUGGAUCUGAGCUACAAUCACCCAGGAGACUCAGGAGUCAGACUGCUGUCUGCUGGUCUGGAGGAUCCACACUGGAGACUGGAGAAACUCAAGCUGUCAGGCUGUCUGGUCACAGAGGAAGGCUGUUCUUCUCUGGUCUCAGCUCUGAAGUCAAACCCCACACAUCUGAAAGAGCUGGAUCUGAGCUACAAUCAUCCAGGAGAAUUGGGAGUCAGACUACUCUCUGCUGGACUGGAGGAUCCACACUGGAGACUGGAGAAACUCAAACUGUCAGGUUGUAGAAUCACUGAGGAAGGCUGUGCUUCUCUGGUCUCAGCUCUGAAGUCAAACCCCUCACACCUGAAAGAACUGGAUCUGAGUAACAAUCAGCCAGAGGAUUCAGGAGUGAAGAAACUCUCUGCUUUGAUGGAGGAUCCACAAUGUAGACUGGAGACUCUGAGACUGUCAGGUUGUGGAAUCACUGAGGAAGGCUGUGCUUCUCUGGUCUCAGCUCUGAAGUCAAACCCCUCACACCUGAAAGAACUGGAUCUGAGUAACAAUCAGCCAGAGGAUUCAGGAGUGAAGAAACUCUCUGCUUUGAUGGAGGAUCCACAAUGUAGACUGGAGACUCUGAGACUGUCAGGUUGUGGAAUCACUGAGGAAGGCUGUGCUUCUCUGGUCUCAGCUCUGAAGUCAAACCCCUCACACCUGAAAGAACUGGAUCUGAGUAACAAUCAGCCAGAGGAUUCAGGAGUGAAGAAACUCUCUGCUUUGAUGGAGGAUCCACAAUGUAGACUGGAGACUCUGAGGCUGUCAGGCUGUCUGGUCACAAAGGAAGGCUGUUCUUCUCUGGUCUCAGCUCUGAAGUCAAACCCCUCACACCUGAAAGAACUGGAUCUGAGCUACAAUCAUCCAGGAGACUUGGGAGUCAGACUGCUCUCUGCUGGACUGGAGGAUCCACACUGGAGACUGGAGAAACUCAAUAUGGAUCAUGGUGGAGAGUGGAGGUUGAAAUCAGGCCUGAAGAAAUAUGUCUGUGAUCUCACACUGGACCCAAACACAGUAAAUAGAAAACUCUCUCUGUCUGAGGAGAACAGAAAGGUGACAUGGAGGAGAGAAGAGCAGCCGUAUCCUGAUCACCCAGAGAGAUUUGAGUACUGGGAACAGGUGUUGUGUAGAGAAGGUCUGUCUGGACGCUGUUACUGGGAGGUAGAGUGGAGUGGGGGAGGGGCUGGGAUAGGAGUGACAUAUAAAGGAAUCAACAGGAGAGGAUGGGGUGUUGACUGUUGGUUUGGAUACAAUGACAAGUCCUGGAUUCUGUACUGUUAUGUUGACCGUUACUCUGUCAGACACAAUGAUAAGACAACUGACAUACCUGUCACCUCCUCAGACUCCCACAGAGUAGGAGUGUAUCUGGACUGGCCAGCCGGCACUCUGUCCUUCUACAGGGUCUCCUCUGACACACUGACCCACCUGUACACAUUCAACACCACAUUCACUGAGCCCCUCUAUCCAGGGUUUUAUGUUUAUGACUCCUCAGUGUCUCUGUGUCAGAUGGUCCCUGUGUCAAACACAACAUGAUGUUUCACUCUAAUCAUGGUCAUGUUCAGUAGGACACACCGUAGUAAAACAGAAUAAAUUACCACAUCCAGUUCAGACAGGAAACCUGAGUGGUCAUUGGUCAGUGACGUAUCAGCUGAUGGUGUCCACCUGUUACCCACCCACCACUCCUACCUCCUAACACACCAUGGUCAUGUUCAGUAAAACACACCGUAGUAAAACACUGACAAUAACUCUCUAGUAGUGAGUAAAUAUAUCAUAUGACUGUAAAUAUUCCUGAUUAAACACCACUGAAGAUGUAACCUGUAAGCUAGAGUCAUUAUUCAAUAGAAUGAAUCACCACACUGGUCUGUAAAACCUUCACAAUUAGAAAUCAUUCAUCUGGUUGUUAUUGUUUAUCAUUGGUGUUUGUAAACAUUGUCUGUAGAAUGUUUAUUUAUUUAAUUGUUGACAAA
Esox lucius (northern pike) is the source of this 4106-nucleotide messenger RNA. Its product is annotated as NACHT, LRR and PYD domains-containing protein 3-like. Bases 1 to 3672 code for a protein of 1223 amino acids. Lineage: Eukaryota; Metazoa; Chordata; Actinopteri; Esociformes; Esocidae. Gene Ontology annotation, molecular function: protein binding. The transcript is spliced from 11 exons. The record is from RefSeq and is a predicted model, not a curated record.